This is a messenger RNA of Perca fluviatilis (European perch), 1963 nucleotides long. RefSeq names its product biogenesis of lysosomal organelles complex-1, subunit 6, pallidin (gene bloc1s6). Gene Ontology annotation, biological process: intracellular transport. Bases 155 to 673 code for a protein of 172 amino acids. The transcript has 6 exons. Gene Ontology annotation, cellular component: extrinsic component of membrane; BLOC-1 complex; transport vesicle. NCBI's taxonomy places the organism in Eukaryota, Metazoa, Chordata, Actinopteri, Perciformes, Percidae. The record is from RefSeq and is a predicted model, not a curated record.
UUUUUUUCCAACAACAAUCCAAAAAAAAAAAAAUCUUUGACGUUGUCUCUCCUGCUUUUGGUUGAAAUAACUCAACCUAUCACGCCUACAGUUUCUGUUAAAUUGACAGUGAAAUAGGUUAUAAAAGCAGUCUGGGCCAACAGAGUCGUUGCAUAUGGAGGUAGAGGAGAUGGAAGAUGAAGGACCUUCGACCCAGAGUGAACCUCCACACAGUGAAGAUCUCCAGUUGGAACAGCAGGAAUCACUGCAUCUGGAGAGCUUAGCCCCUGCAGAGAACGUGUUUGUGGAUAAGAAAGCUGUGGAUAAACUCACAGAGGGAUUACUCUCACACUACCUACCAGAUCUACAGAACUCUAAACGGGCCCUCCAAGAGCUCACACAAAAUCAGCUGAUAUUGUUAGACACAAUGGACCAAGAAGUCACCAAGUUCAGGGAAUGCAAUGCCUUACUGGACCUCAAUUCACUGUUUACAGAGGCCAAGGUUUACCACAAUAAACUGGUGAACAUUAGGAAAGAGAUGAUUAUGCUUCACGAAAAAACAACUAAACUGAAGAAAAGAGCUUUGAAGCUGCAGCAACAGAAGCAGAAGGAAGCGCUGGAGAAGGAGCAGCAACGUGAGAAGGAGCUUGAGAGAGAGAGGCAGCUUAUUGCCAAACCUGCGAAAAGAACGUAGGAUCCCCAAGUAUGUCUGUCUGCUAUAUUAAUGGACCAUGCAGGUGCUUUAGCCUAUUUAUUACAUAUCAACUAUUCGUUAAAAUUACUGCUGACCAUUUUCCAAAGUGCAAAUAUUUUAGAUUUUUUUUAAUAAAGAUUAUUUCUUGGCCUUUUUUAGGCCUUUAUUAUUUAUUUAUUUUUAAAUACAGGAGAGAAUCAAAGUGAGGGCAAAGGAAGGAGAGAUGAGAUACAGCUAAGAUUUCCAACCAGAUCCAGGCAGCCAUUCAUUUUGGUAUUGUAUUACAAUCUACUUAAAACGUGCCUAAUACACGUAAUUUAUCACGCUGAAUAUUAUGUAGUAGACAUGAUUUUUACAGUGCUUUAUUGCCUAUCUCAAGCAGGUUUCUUGUCUCAGUGGGUUUUUUAAAGUACAGACCAUUUUAAUUGGAAUUGUGGUGUUAGAAAUCAACUUCAGUCCCAUCUGUUUACCACCUACUAAAAUACUUUUGUUUUUAUUCUGGGGGACAAUUUAUGCUUAGAAAUUGUAUGAAGUUGUUAAACUAGGACUGAGAUUGGCUUUAAACAUUUGGAUUGUCUUUGUUUCCGACAAUAUUAUAGAAAAGACUGUAAUGUGAUGUUUGACUUCAGAGACAUGAAUUGUUAUCUGGUAACUUGACUCCCGUUGUCCCCUCACUUGUAUGAUGACACACACCCAUCUUUAUACCUACACUGCAGUAGGAAAUGAGAAUUGUUUAAUUUGAAAGUGUGAAACCGUCUUUAUUGAAAGAAAUGGAUAGGGAGAACUUCAUUCAAAAACUACGAGACUGUACUCUGCUUUGGGAAAUGGUUCAUUUAUAAUAGACAGUAUAUGUGAUUGUUAGUAAAUGGGCUAAAACGUACAAAAGGUGUGGUAUGAUCCUUUAGGUCGGACAUUGCCAAGUUCACCACAAACCAAAGACAUGGACUAAAUCAUCAAAUGCUGGUACUUCCCACCAGGAGAAUCAAUGUGUAUGCUGUCUUUUGCUAAAGAUAAAGUGUUAAUAUAUGUUGUUCCUGGGCCUCAUGCCCUGUUAGUGUUGAAUGUUAUAAAAAAGGUAUGUUGUUUCAAUAGGUCUGCACUAAACUUAACUGACAGUAUUUCUGGGGUUCAGAUGAUAUGAUAAUGGAUGUUAAUAUGUACCAAACUUUGCCCCCGCCAAACACAACAUCUGUAAAUUUGUUUAACAGACCUUUCAAGAGGCUUCUAUGCACUAGUUAGACCUGAAACUCCACUGUUUGUACAGUUAGUAAUAAAAGCAACUCAAACUGG